CUCCUCGCUCCGGUUCCUAGGCGACGGGCGCUGGCGGAGAAGCACCAGGGCUGGUUGCGGGGGUGGAUCGGAGAUCACUGUCAAAAGAAAGUGUGUGUGUGUGUGUGAGAGAGAUAGAGAGAAAAAAAAAGUUUCAGGGGGCGAGAGAGGCUUUUUAUUCGCGGCGCGAAGUAACUUUUUUAGAUUACUCCUGUGAUUUGCUGGGUGCAGAUUGAGAGGAGAGUCAGCAACCAUGUCUCGCACGGAGGAUAUGCACCGAAUGACCGAGGGCGUUUACAAGACCAUUAUGGACCAGUUUAAUCCAAGUCUGAAAAACUUUAUCGCUAUGGGGAAGUCUUAUGAAAAAGCACUUUCCAGUGUAUCCUUUGCAGCAAAAGGCUAUUUUGAGGCCCUAGUGAAAAUGGGUGAAUUAGCCAGUGAAAGUCAAGCUUCCAAGGAGAUGGGAGAUGUUUUGUUCCAGAUGGCAGAGGUCCACAGGCAAAUUCAGAUACAGCUUGAAGAAAUGUUGAAAGUGUUCCACAAUGAGCUGCUGAUGCAACUGGAGCAGAAGGUUGAGUUAGAUGCCAAGUACUUAAGUGCCACUUUGAAGAGGUACCAGGCUGAACAUAAAGCCAAACUGGAGUCUCUGGAAAAAUGCCAUGCAGAGCUGAAGAAACUUAGAAGAAAGAGUCAGGCGAGCAGAAAUCCCCAGAAGUAUGGAGACAAGGAAAUGCAGUAUGCAGAGACGAUAAGUAAAAAGCAAGUGGAUCUGGACAGCUUUAUCGGAAAUGGAUACAAAACUGCAUUGAGUGAGGAACGGAGGCGGUAUUCCUUUUUGGUGGAGAGGCAGUGUACGGUUGCUAAGAAUAACAUGGUAUACCAUAGCAGGGGCAAGGACAUGGUAACGCAAAAGCUUCCUGGUUGGCAACAGGCUUGCAGCGACCCAUCCAAAAUUCCUGAUCAUGCAAUAUCAUUGGUGCAGCAGAUGUCCUCUGGCAAUGGAGGAACACUUGCCUCUGACCCUGCUGCCGCUGCCAAAUCGGGGCUGAUCAUCUCCGACCCCAUUCCUGGUGCUAAACCUCUACCUGUACCACCAGAACUUGCACCCUUCGUUGGAAGCAAUAUGGGUCUCAACUCUCGCAUGACAGGCCAGGAUGUUUCUGUAGUGCCUAAUGGUGACCUAUCCAACUCGCAUCAAGUGGGCUAUCAGAAUUCUGCUCAACCAAAGCCACCGUCACCACCCCAACUUCCCAAACAGCAGAGUGAGGUCUACUCCAAUACAUUGCCGACACGAAAAGCAAUGCCCUUGAAAGCCACCCCUUUGUUAGCUGAGACCAGGACUUUGCCCCGGUCAAGCUCAAUGGCUGCUGGGUUGGAAAAGAAUGGAAGGACCAAAGUGCAAGCUAUUUUUUCACAUCAAGCAAGAGGCAACGGUACGCUGCUAAGCUUUAAUGAAGGUGAUGUCAUCACAUUAUUGGUUCCUGAGGCUAAGGAUGGCUGGCAUUAUGGUGAAAAUGAAAAGACACGGAUGCGUGGAUGGUUUCCCUUCUCUUAUACCCGUAUAAUGCAAGGUGGAAUGAGUGAAAUUUUACAUAGUUUGAACCACGCAAAAAGCAGCAGCACAGGGAACCUUCUACAGAAAGAAGACCUCUCCAUCCCUCCACCUGACUACAGCUCUCCUUUAAGAAUGACUUCUCAUCCUACAUCCAGUACAAACUCUUUCAAACCCAGGCCCUACAGUGUGGCACUGCCAAGUUUUUCACAGGGUAUGGAUUUUGGUCAGUCAGGAGUAUCAUUGAAUUCUGAUGCCGAAGUUGCAAGGUUCUGAAUUUAAACUACUGCCACAUUUAAGGCCUCUCUAGAUUAAGAAGCUGUUGCAAACAUCAAGUUAAGGCCAACCAAAACAAAUGACAGAUCACUCCCUGCAGUGAAGUGAGCAUCAACCCUCAGAAGAUUCUCUUACUGUUCACUUGCUGAUGGCAAAAGAUGCCAAAGAAGUCUUAAUCUGAAACUUCAUCUGCAUGAAGCAGUGGCUUUAGACUAGAAUUGACCCAUCUGAAGACGGUCGCUAAAGUUACAGAUAUAUCCAAUGCACAUACAGAAAUGCCACUUUAAAAUCUGACCCAUCUCACUCCCAGCUUCAUACUUGGGGGAUUCUGUGGAGGGGAUCGUUAAGUGGUUAGGCUUUUGUAAGAUGUUUGUAAAUUAUGCAUGUCUUCAAGAAUUAGCAGUUAGUAUUUUUUUAUUAUAUACUUUAUACUAAUCAGCAUAUAAAACAAUAUUUUAUUAUCUGGCUUUUUGCAGGAGUUGGCUAAAAUGUUGACACUUUGUAGAAACUAGAAAACUGAAAUAUUGCCAGACCAAUUUAAGAAGUGUAUACUGUGUUCCUUUCCUUUUCGGGGAACAAAAGUAAAAUCAUAGGAUCUGUGUACAAACCAAGCUAACUUUUAUACUGAGUUACCUCAGUUUGUUAAAUAUUUUAGUGAUCAUUAUUUGAAUCCUUGCUGUCACCUAAAACGCUUCCAUUUGUUUUGAAAGUCCUCUGGUGGUGGCAAGGGUCUGAUGAAAGAAAAAAUUAAAACCUUUUGUAGAACUUUAAGAUUCAUCUACAUUUCCCACUUUAUCCGAAGCACAACGUACAUUUGUAAGUUUCUUUCACACCUGUAGUGCUUUCUUUCCAAUUUCUUACUGCCAAUCAAUCAGUCCAAUGAGUAAAUAAGUCUCUAAAGUCCCUUAAAAUGUAGAGUAAAACUGUAUCCUCAAAGAAAUAAGAGAUGAAGCAGAGGGCUGCAUUUUUUUUGCUCUUCUGCUGAGUUCAAAGUGCAGAAUGGGAGGAAGCCAUGUAAUUAUUGUCCCAUUAUAUAUUAACAGCGUUGCUUCAAAACGGGGAGAGAAAUUGUGAAGUAUUGUUUUAUUUCUGUGAGAAAAUGCAAUAAACAUUUGCAGAUGUGGGAUUCACACGAGUUGAUGGUCACUUCAGUACAGCAGUGAUGAAUUGCUUGCAUUUUGUAAUGGUUUGUGGUACAACGAUUGAUUAGACACUGAGAUGAUCAGUAUUAUUAAAUCAAGAUGGUACCUCUGUGAAUUGGCUUCUAAUGAACAAAGUGUUCUGUAAUUUUUGAAAUGAAUGGUUAGUCAUAUUUUAAAAAAAAUCUUGUUAAUAUAUAAUGCCCCUUAUUUUCGUCAUAUUCCAGAAAAUUUUAUUUUAGAUGCACAAUGCUAAAACAAUUUUAAGAAUGGAAAGUGUUGUCAUAACAAAAAGGGCAGACUGUUGACAGACAGUUGGAAUGAAGAAUUAAAUGAAAUGUCCAAAACUCUGUGGGUAUGUUUUUAGUAGAUUAGGUAGAUUUAGAAACUUUCUAGUGAAUUUAAUUGUUCACUUUGGUUUGUUCUCUCAAAGUGGUGUAGGUAAUAAAGCAGAAAUAGCCGAGGUUAAACUCUCAUUGAGAGUGCUUGUUGUAAAGUAAUGAAUAUCCCCAAUCUAACCUUUGCUGUUUCACAUUUAUAUUUAUUUUGAUAACUUAGCACUUAAGAACUUACCAGCCUCUCUUACCGUUCUGUUCUAUUGUAAAAGUACACCUACCUGCCAUCCCAAUGAAGUAAUGCUCCUGUAUAAGGUGGCCACUUCUUUUCAGUUUUGCAUUAACCAAUCAUGCCUUUUGGCUUUAUUACAAGAAUGUGGUUUAAUUUGUGCCUUUCAUUCUACAUAAGCUUUAAAAUGUAGUAAAAGUCUCACUGGGAUGGUUGACACAAUCUGUACUGCAUUGCAGAUUUCUGUAGCUGCCAUUUUCAUAAAUCACCAUGUUUUGUGAUUUACAAUGACCUAUGUAGAGUAUAUUCCUUCUGAUAACAAAAAAAAAUGAUUUUGAUAGUAACUUAUGCAAAAUAAAAUUGAUUCACCAUUUAAG
Hypanus sabinus (Atlantic stingray) is the source of this 3887-nucleotide messenger RNA. Its product is annotated as brain-specific angiogenesis inhibitor 1-associated protein 2-like. Bases 233 to 1807 code for a protein of 524 amino acids. Gene Ontology annotation, cellular component: cytosol; nucleoplasm. Gene Ontology annotation, molecular function: protein binding; cytoskeletal adaptor activity. Gene Ontology annotation, biological process: positive regulation of actin filament polymerization; actin filament bundle assembly; plasma membrane organization. The record is from RefSeq and is a predicted model, not a curated record. The transcript has 15 exons. Lineage: Eukaryota; Metazoa; Chordata; Chondrichthyes; Myliobatiformes; Dasyatidae.